GGACGUGUGGCUGGGACAGCUGUGUGUUUGUGCUCCAGGAGGCGAUUUAUUUACGUGAGGUAACUUCAGGAGAUGGGUGUGCCAUCAGGUGAAACUUGAUCAGAGAACAAAGUUCAUACAGCUGAGUCUUCUCACCUGAGGGCAAGAUGUCACACUACAACUUCAAGAAGAUCACACCUGUCCCAACAGCAAAGGACUUUGUGGACAUAAUACUGUCUAAGACGCAGCGUAAGACACCGACAGUCAUCCACAAGAACUUCAAGAUUUCCCGGAUCCGUCGGUUCUACAUGACCAAAGUGAAGUUCACACAACAAAAUUUCCAUGACAGACUCACCACUAUUCUCUCAGAGUUCCCCAAGCUGGAGGACCUGCACCCUUUCUAUGCUGACCUGCUCAACACCCUGUACAACAAGGAUCACUACAAGCUGUCCCUUGGCCAGAUCAACAUGGCUAGACACUUGGUGGACAAGGUGGCAAGUGAUUACACCAAGCUACUCAAGUAUGGUGACUCCCUCUACCGUUGUAAGCAGCUGAAGCGCAGUGCCCUGGGCCGUAUGGCAACCAUCAUGAAGAAGCAGGCGCCUCCCCUCAAGUAUCUGGAGGAUGUCAGGCAACACAUCUCCCGCCUGCCCUCCAUUGACCCCAACACUCGUACCCUACUUGUCUGUGGUUGCCCUAAUGCAGGUAAAUCUUCCUUUAUGAAUCUGGUGACCCGAGCAGAUGUGGAGGUGCAGCCAUAUGCCUUCACAACCAAGUCCCUGUACGUGGGUCACACUGACUAUGAAUACCUUCGCUGGCAGGUGAUUGACACUCCGGGAGUAUUAGACCGACCAUUUGACCAGAUGAACACCAUAGAGCUUCAGGCCAUCACUGCACUAGCACACAUUCGUGCUGCUGUCAUCUUCUUUCUGGACAUCUCAGAGACUUGUGGUCUUCCCAUGACACAGCAGCUCAAGAUUUAUGAGAGUAUAAAGCCCCUAUUCUCUAACAAGCCAUUGAUUGUGGCCUGCAACAAGGUGGAUGUCACCACAUUGGAGGAACUAGAGCAAAACUUCCCUGAGAAGCGAGCUUUAGUUGGACAGCUGGAGCGUGAUGGAGUGCCGGUGAUGCAGAUGUCAACUCUCACACAGCAGGGUGUCAUGGAGAUAAAGAAGGAGGCAUGUGACCGUCUCCUGGCAAUGCGUGUGGAUGCUAAAAUGCGCACCAAGAAAGCUGACUCUAUCUUAAACCGUGUCCAUGUGGCCAUGCCAGCUCCACGGGACCAGAAGGAGCGGACUCCCUUCAUUCCAGAGAGUGUAUUGAAGGCCAAGGAGAAGAGGGAGGCUGAGGCCAAUGCUGAGGCUGGAACAGAGGAGGAGCUUAUGGAAGUGACAAAGAAAAAACUGGAAAAGGAUAUAGAAGAGGAACUGCAAGAUGACUACUCCCUUGAUCUGAACAAGAAUAAGAAUCUGGAGAAUGAUGAAUGGAAGUAUGACAAAAUUCCUCAGUUUUGGGAAGGCUACAAUGUGGCAGACUUUGUGGAUCCUGACAUUUUGAAGAAAUUAGAAGAGUUGGAAGCAGAGGAGGAGGAGCGUGAGGCAAGUGGUUUCUACAAAUACGACAUUCAGGAGGAAGAUGAAGCCAUGAAGGAGAUACAUCGCCUUGCCCAGCAGAUCAGAGAGAAGAAGAUCAUCAAUGCCAUCAAUGCUAAGAUUGACAAGCCUCAGGGCAAGGCAGUGAUGCCCCGUGCCACCAAGAAGAGGGAGCGGGAGCGCUCAGUGUCACGACUUAGGUCAGAGUUUGAAGACUUGGGCGUGGACAUGUCUGAUGUGCAGGGUUGCCACUUCACCAGGACUCGCAGUACCUCCCGGGCUCGUCCUCCUAUCAAGAGGGCUCGCAUGGACUCGGAGGGAAGGGUUCGCUCCAGUUCCAAGACUCCACGUGAUCAGUCUGGAGUACGAGAUGUUAAGAUGGCUAAGAAGUUGAAGAAGAUUGGCAAGAAGGCACAGAAUGCUAUGAAUAAGGAUGGUCGCAAGGGUGAAGGUGACCGUCAUGUAUAUGACCUGAAACCCAAACACCUAUUUAGUGGCAAAAGAGGUUUGGGAUCCUCUAACAGGAGAUAAGGUACCAGUCAUAGCCAUUGUUGGGAUAGCAUGUCCUGGAUAGCUUAACUUUUUCUAGAUUCUUCAUGUUGAAGGUGUCUGGAAAACUAGCAAGGGAUGCUGGGUGAUAAACUACAUCUGUUGUGUUCCAAGAAGAUACUUUAUGUAUCAGUAGACUCCUGUAUUACCUAACUUGUGUAAUUAUUUGUAGAAAUUAACAUAUAUAUAUAUAUAUAUAUAUAUAUAUAUAUAUAUAUAUAUAUAUAUAUAUAUAUAUAUAUAUAUAUAUAUAUAUAUAUAUAUAUAUAUAUAUAUAUGAGUGAUGCUCUGACAGAAAAAAAAAGGAUAAGAUACAUUGUUGGCCUCCUCUGCUACCUUUUAGGAACUAUUAAGAGGUAUGGUGGUCAUGCUUAAGUAAUGGGAAUAUUUUGACCAUGCUAUGUUUCCAGUGGUUUAGAGGAUGACUGACCAAGAUGGUUGAUAGAAAAAAGGCCUAUUCACUACUAAUUUUGGAAAUUAGCCAUAGUGUCACUUAUCCUCUUCUGGCAGUGUGUUAUUCAAGCAAUAUAUGGCUAAAUUCAGUGAUAAAUUUUUAUGUUCUUUGACUCUUCUUUCCUUUUCUAAAUUGUUACUUCAUUUUGUUACUCUGUUGAGAUGUUAUGGGCAGUCGUGUAAAUGGUGGGUUGAUGUUUGGAGAUCCUUGUCAUGAUCACAGUUUUGAUGCAUUUUGAUAAAGAUGAAAUUUAUAUUGAACGCAUCAUUGAUGUUUAUUUGUUUUUCUAUUAUUAUUAUUUUAUUAUUAUUAUUAUUAUUAUUAUUAUUAUUAUUAUUAUUAUUAUUAUUAUUAUUAUUAUUAUUAUUCUGCACACCUGCUGGUGCUGUUUGAGACAUCUUAUAAAAACUAAAAAUGUUAGAGGAGUAAGUGGUAUCUUGACUGUACCCGUAUGGUACAAACAUCUCUUGCUGCUGGAUAUCAUAUUUUGAUAUUGAAAUGUUGUUACAUCAGUAAUCCCUUACUGAUAAUAGUUUCUGAACCUAAAUAAAGACCAGAGUGCAUACAAA
Molecule: messenger RNA, 3143 nt
Organism: Scylla paramamosain (green mud crab)
Lineage: Eukaryota; Metazoa; Arthropoda; Malacostraca; Decapoda; Portunidae
Gene: Non1
Product: GTP-binding protein 4-like
Exons: 12
Coding region: 147-2102 (651 amino acids)
Biological process (GO): ribosomal large subunit biogenesis
Cellular component (GO): nucleolus
Molecular function (GO): RNA binding; GTPase activity; GTP binding
Source: RefSeq, a predicted model, not a curated record